Akanthomyces muscarius is the source of this 564-nucleotide messenger RNA. RefSeq lists its product as uncharacterized. The coding region runs from base 1 to 564 and encodes 187 amino acids. NCBI's taxonomy places the organism in Eukaryota, Fungi, Ascomycota, Sordariomycetes, Hypocreales, Cordycipitaceae. The transcript has 2 exons. Gene Ontology annotation, biological process: N-terminal peptidyl-methionine acetylation. Gene Ontology annotation, cellular component: NatC complex. The record is from RefSeq and is a predicted model, not a curated record. Gene Ontology annotation, molecular function: protein-N-terminal amino-acid acetyltransferase activity.
AUGGAUGUUGCGCCUGCUGAAGCGCCCCCUGUCGAGCUCAGCUACGUGCAGUACGAGCAUAAAUUCGAAGCCCAGUACCUUCCCGCUAUUCGUUCUCUCAUCUCUAAGGACCUGAGCGAGCCUUAUAGUAUCUACGUGUACCGAUACUUCCUGUGUCAGUGGGCUCAUCUUUGUUUCAUGGCACUUAAUCCUCAAGACGGCUCUCUAAUCGGUGUCAUCAUUUGCAAACUUGAGGUUCAUGCCUGUCGCUCAACUCCUACGCGGCGUGGUUAUAUUGCAAUGCUUGCAGUGGCGUCCCCUUACAGAGGCCAUGGCGUGGCUACUGCCCUCGUCAAAUGUGCCAUCGAUGCAAUGGCCAAACGGAAUGCCGAUGAAAUUGUACUCGAGACUGAAGAGACAAACGUACCAGCUAUGCGUCUAUACGAGCAGCUUGGUUUUCUGCGUUCCAAGAAACUGCAUCGCUACUACCUCAACGGUAACAGCGCUUACCGGUUGGUACUGCCUUUGAAAGUCGUGGACCCAGAUGAAACUCUUGUCGGGGACCUCCAAGAGCAAAAUGUCUGA